CGGUGUUAGAACAGGCUGUUAGUUACUAUAUGCGUCUUCUAACAGCAGGAGGCAAACUUCCAAACACCACCUCCGACGAAAGCUUGCAAGGAAGCUGCAACAAUGAACUAUGCUUUACUGUCAAUUUGUCCGGUGAUGCCGCGCUGUCUUCAACUGCGGCGAGGACUGGCGGUGAACUUUACUUCUCUUGGGUCUCCUGGCAUAUCCACAGAAGCUCCCCAGUCAAAAUUUGUUCAUAAUUCUGUUGAGGGUACGGACGUAGAGAGUUUGGAAGGACCAAAUAUGGCGCCAUGCCUUGUCCAUCACGACAGCUCGACUAUGUCCAAACUGUCGCGCGCUGCGAACCGGAACAGUUGCGAACUCAGCCCCAAACCUGCGGUCUUUAGAAAGCACUUCCUUCACGACAAACAACAUUCUGCGGGCGUGCAAACAAAUUCUCAGGAAGGAAUUUUGGCUGGGCACUACAGCAACCUUUCAGGCGAAGCUAUUCCAACAAGUUCAUGGGUCCGAGUAGAAGGAAUUCCACCAUUAUCCUCUCUUCAGGCCAUUCUUGACGGUAUAAGGAACGCAGUUUUAGAAAUCCAAAAUGGAUCUGUUUUGAACAUGGACGCAGCAUGGGAUUCUGACAGUCGGGAUACGUUGCCUGUCGUGGAAAAUAUAGAUUCUGAUGCCUGGGUUCAGGAAGCUAGACUUAUUCUGUCUCCGUUUGGGCGACCCAUGGGUUGGCAUAUUCGUUUACCAAGUCGAUCCAGGGUAUUCGCGCUGUUGAAAUAUUCGCAGACGAACCCUCUCUAUUGCGCUUGGAAGCAAGUCAAAAUUGUCUCCAGUAAUGGACCUAACAGCGCGGACGAUUUGCUCUUUCCGAAGGUCACUGACGCCACAGUACGUGUUGAGAACUGCCCUUUCGACACCAACGCCAUAAGCCUUAUUCAUUUCUUUAGCCGCUUUGACCUCACUGUGAAUGGACCUCCCAUCGAAUUGUGGCCAGGAAAGAGGAGCAACAAUAAGCAAGCACCGCUGACCUACAUUGUGCACUUUGCGGACGCUUCCUGGGCGAGAGCGGCGAUACGCGAGUUGCAAAGUUCUCAACUCAAAGGUAGAACCGUCCGCCUGGCCCAGUUUCCUCGUCAAAUUCUAAAUAUAUAAAUUGAGGCAAAUGUUUAACCAUAGCAUGGCCAAUGAGAAAAUAGGAACCAAAAUCGCUUUUUACCAUUGUCGUUUUCAUAGUGGGCGUGCAAACGACAAAAAGGAAAAGCUUGUUGAGAGUGAUCUGCACCGAAAGAGAUUUUUUCAUGUGAACUCCGAAAAAAACUGAAUGUUCGCCUUUGUACAUUGCCGUGAGAAAUGUAUGCGGACACCUUUCCACUUCCUCGUCGUACCAGGCAAGGAAAUUCGGAAACAUCCUUGUUGUUUUUCAUGAGCUUCUAGCUUUUCUCUUUCGCCACAUUGGAAAGAUUCUAUGUGCGUGCGUAAACGUUGAUUCACGUUAACUUUACGAGAACUUGCAUUAGGAAACAAUUAAUCGACAGGAAAGAAAAGAUUGGCGGUCUGAUGUCCCCUUUUAACUUGAGUUUGUCCUCAGUUUACAGCUAGUCUACAUCCAAUGAGGAUAAGA
Phaeodactylum tricornutum CCAP 1055/1 is the source of this 1615-nucleotide messenger RNA. RefSeq lists its product with no specific name. Gene Ontology annotation, molecular function: nucleic acid binding. NCBI's taxonomy places the organism in Eukaryota, Bacillariophyta, Bacillariophyceae, Surirellales, Neidiaceae. The record is from RefSeq and is a predicted model, not a curated record. The transcript is spliced from 2 exons. Bases 103 to 1146 code for a protein of 347 amino acids.